CCAAACCCCAAGCUUGGACCCGGCCGGCGUGCAGCGGUCACGUGCCUCAGACAGCAUCAAGCUCAAGUGCAUUUGUUCUGUGUGGCCCAUUUGAAAGGAUUUUGUCUCCAUCAACAGAAAAGCAGAGAGGAUAACUUUUUGGAAUUCGGCCUGGUGGGUCCUUUUUGACGUUACGCUCGCUGCGGGUCCCACUUUCUCUCUCUUUCCCUCUGGGAAGGUCAAUACUUAAGCAGGUUCAUUUAUCCUGAAGACCUCAGUGCGUUUAGCUCCUCAGGAUGUACAGCUUUAUGGGAGGGGGUUUGUUCUGUGCCAUUGUGGGCAACAUCCUGCUGGUGGUCUCCACGGCAACGGACUACUGGAUGCAGUACAGACUGUCUGGCAUCUUCGCUCACCAGGGCCUGUGGAGAUACUGCAUGUCUGGCAAAUGCUACACGCAGACCGACAGCAUCGCUUACUGGAACGCAACCCGGGCCUUCAUGAUCCUCUCAGCGAUGUCGUGUUUUGCGGGAAUCAUCGCAGGCAUCCUCUCCUUCACUCACUUCUCCGCCUUUAAGCGAUUCAACCGUUCCUUCGCUGCAGGGAUCAUGUUUUUUAUCUCCACGCUCUUUGUUCUGCUGGCUAUGGCCAUCUACACCGGGGUGACGGUGAACUUCCUCGGGAAGCGUUUCAGCGACUGGCGUUUCUCAUGGUCCUACAUUCUGGGCUGGGUCGCUCUGCACAUGACCUUUUUUUGCAGGUAUAUUUUACAUGUGUGCCUACAGGAUGCAUGAAUGCCGCAGAGUGGCCGGCUCUCGCUAAAACGCAGGAGCAACAAACACUCAAGU
This is a messenger RNA of Sinocyclocheilus rhinocerous, 824 nucleotides long. It is a transcript of the gene lim2.5, whose product is annotated as lens intrinsic membrane protein 2.5. Gene Ontology annotation, cellular component: plasma membrane. Bases 276 to 770 code for a protein of 164 amino acids. The transcript has 5 exons. Gene Ontology annotation, molecular function: structural constituent of eye lens. NCBI's taxonomy places the organism in Eukaryota, Metazoa, Chordata, Actinopteri, Cypriniformes, Cyprinidae. The record is from RefSeq and is a predicted model, not a curated record.